Schistosoma margrebowiei is the source of this 714-nucleotide messenger RNA. Lineage: Eukaryota; Metazoa; Platyhelminthes; Trematoda; Strigeidida; Schistosomatidae. The record is from the annotation of a GenBank genome assembly.
AUGAGUUUUCUUUUUGGAACUAGAAAAACACCUGAAGAGCAGCUAAGAGAUAGCAAACGAACUAUUGCAAGAACACUUAGAGAGAUAGAUAGAGAAAAAAGUCAGUUGGAGAGGGAACGCGUUCGAAUAACAAAUGAAAUUCGCUCGUUGGCAAAGCGUGGUCAGAUUGAUGCCGUCAGGGUAAUGGCAAAGCAGUUAGUUCGAACAGAGAGUUACAUCAAGAAGUUUAACUUUAUGCACUCAAAUAUUACAGCGUUAUCAAUGAAAAUUCAGACUUUAAAAUCAACCGCCACUAUGGCUUCAGCUAUGAAACAGGUUGCGCUAACAAUGAGAAAAAUGAAUUCAACUAUGCAGUUACCUCAGUUCCAGAAGAUCAUGAUGGAGUUCGAAAAACAAACCGAAACGAUGGAAAUGAAACAAGAUAUGAUGUCGGAUGUAAUAGAUGAUGCUAUUGGAGAUCAGGAUGAUAUUGAAGACUCCGAAACUGUUGUCAAUAAGGUUUUAGAAGAACUUGGCAUCGAUCUUAAUGCACAGUUGAGUAAUCUCCCAACAGCUAAGGAUACUAUUGGAAGUACAGUUCCAAGUGCAGUCCGACCUCAUGCAGUCGCUACUGAUCCUACCCCAAUAACGGGACCUGGGCCUAAUUCUGAUUCUGUUGACCCUAUUGAUGAAAAUAAUUUGGAAGCUCGUUUAGAACGUCUCAAAAGAAAGUAA